AUGGCUCCAUCAAGCAAAUCUACUCCUGCAAAGGACCGACGCAAGUCUUCCGCGAGCACCGCCUCUGCAGCCUCCAAGGUCAUCACCCUCAAGGUUUCGCCCGACAGGCUGCGAGCCGUCGUCGACCCAGCAGCAUCCGACGCCGCCAAGGACGACACCCCCAUGAAGGAUUCCAACGACUCGCCGUCCACCUCGACGCCUGUGCCCAACGGCGCUGCUGCCAUCCCCGACAACGCCUCCGACUCCAACCCAGCGACUCCCGGCAACGGUGGCACUCCUGCACCGUCCGUCAUGGGACCGCCUGGCGACGGCCAAGGCCCAAAGAAGAAGGGCGUCAAGAGAUCCGCUGCUGCAACAAAUGGUGACGCUCCGCCUAAAGUCCGGGGCAAGCCAGGUCCCAAGAGGAGAAAAGUCAACGACGACGGCACCAUCGAGCCUCGAGCCGCGGCCCACCGACUCGGCCCCAAGGCCAACCAGGGCGCUAUCAACGCAGGCCUGCGCGCCCUCGACCGCAGCGGCAAGCCCUGCCGCAAGUGGACCAAGGGCAGCUUCCAGCUCAAGACCUUCACCGGCGUGCAGUGGCAGAUCAACCGAUGGACCGCUCCGCCCAAGCCCAAGCCGUCCGACGAGUCCAUCUCCGAGAACGGCGUGCCGACCUCGACCCCAGCCUCCGCCGACGGCAGCAGCAGCAAGGAGAACAAGGAGAACGGGGGAGGCAACCCGGGCAAGAGCGAGAACAACAGCACCUCGGGCGCCGACGUCGAGAUGCAGAGCCUGCCCAGCGUCCAGGCCAGCUCGCCUGCGCCCAUGGCCAUCGCCGCGGGCGCUUAG
Diaporthe citri is the source of this 831-nucleotide messenger RNA. RefSeq lists its product as uncharacterized. The coding region runs from base 1 to 831 and encodes 276 amino acids. The transcript has 2 exons. The record is from RefSeq and is a predicted model, not a curated record. Gene Ontology annotation, biological process: chromatin remodeling. Gene Ontology annotation, cellular component: Ino80 complex. Lineage: Eukaryota; Fungi; Ascomycota; Sordariomycetes; Diaporthales; Diaporthaceae.